Clavispora lusitaniae ATCC 42720 is the source of this 5757-nucleotide messenger RNA. RefSeq names its product putative ubiquitin-protein ligase. Gene Ontology annotation, molecular function: ubiquitin protein ligase activity; zinc ion binding. Lineage: Eukaryota; Fungi; Ascomycota; Pichiomycetes; Serinales; Metschnikowiaceae. Gene Ontology annotation, biological process: ubiquitin-dependent protein catabolic process via the N-end rule pathway. The record is from RefSeq and is a predicted model, not a curated record.
AUGAGCGAACCCCACAUCCGGAAUCUCAAGCGUUUCUUGAUCGAUCUACCUUCAGGUCUGAACUACCAGCUCACAGACUGGGCGAAAAAAGAAAUCCGCAAGGCGCUUUUUCUUUCUGUGUCGCAGAGCGGCGUGUUCAUGGACAGGUUUUUCCCCAAGUUGUUCUCGGAAAACCACGAUUCCGACUCGGUCUUGUGGCUUUUGGAAGAUGAGUUUCUGUGGCUGCUAGACAACUACUACUCGAAGAUCUCCAAGGGCAGAAACCCGAACCAGAGCGUCCACACCAACCACACCCAUCACCCGCAGCUGCCGUGCUCGCGGAUUUUCCGCCGAGGCGAGCCUAUCUACAAAUGUCUAACUUGCGGCUUUGACGAAACGUGUGCCUUGUGUUCUCACUGCUACGACCCAAAGUCCCACGACGGCCAUGCGGUGCACAUUGCCAUCUGUCAGAGAGAAAACGGCGGCGUUUGUGACUGUGGCGAUCCAGAGGCGUGGGUGCAAGAAUUCCAGUGUCUACAUGCAAACGACGAAGACGCCGAUCUUCUGGGCCAGUCGCUUCCUCAGGAGCUCUGCAACUCCUUCUACCGCACCAUGGAGGUCGUCUUGGACUACAUCAUCGACGUCAUGUGCCAGAGCGACUUGCAGUUCUACUCGCCUUGGGACGUGGCCAUGUAUCCCGAAAAAUACUCCAACAACUGCUCGCUCGACCCGAGAAAAUACGGCUACGAAGAUGUGGACGACUCCAACUACGACAUGCCCAGCGACAAGUACAGCUUGAUUGCCUACAACGACCAAGUUCGGCAUUUCCGAGACGCAGUCCAGAGAAUUCAUUUGGCGAGCAAAAAAGUGCCUGAGUUUGCCACCAUGGUGGCUGAACGGCUCCAGAACCAUGGCAGGGCCACGGUGAUCCGUUCACGCGACGUCAACCUUCUUUUUGAACGCCAGAAAAUCCUCAGUGCAACAGGUCUCUCGUCUUGCAUUAGAAACGCUAGAGAUGAGUUUCGUGAGGCCAUGUGCCACGAGAUUAUUCUCUGGAUGGGCAGCAUAACUGAAUGCGAGUUUUUCAAAGCCAAUCAGACGGUCAAAGAUCUCUUUUGCAAGGCCUUCUGUUCUCCGUGGAACAAGGGCCUUCUUACAUCGGUCUCAAAUAACCACAGCGAAGACUCCCAGGGAAAACUAGAUAGCUCUUUCUUCAUUUCCAAAAUUGAGUACCCAAACGCACAGGAAGAGAAGUCCCACUGGUCUUUCAAGCCUUCGCCUUGGAAACUCCCGCCGCAUUUAUGCAAAGAAUGCGACUACAACUUGGUGACUGACUCUAAUACUGAAAACGGAGAAAUACUCUCCAGUAACGACGAAGUCUCUAACGGAUUGAUGACGGCCAAUGGAACGAGCGACAGACUAGAGGUUUCCACAUUGGAGAAAAACUCUGUACUGGAUAAGGGCCACUUUGGGUCCAGAUUUCAGUACAUGAUUUACUUGGAUGUGCGGUUUUGGAAAUCUAUACGUGUAUUCCUUCACGACUUAUACUCGACUUCGCUCAUUACCAAUCUCACUUACAAAUCUAUCAUGAACUGUCAGUAUGUUGACAUAUACCCAAAUAUCGCAGACAUGUUUCUCACACUUGAUGGCGAACCCGAACUUAAUAUCAUGUCUACGCUUUCGACACAACUUUUCACAUGCCCAUCUAAUUCAACAGCCAUUAUAGCACAUGGCGAUGUGUCGAGGUUCUUUGCAUCUAUCCACAGCUUUUUGCGUACAGGCCUGAUCAAGGGCACCGAUACUAGUACAGAAACAAACACCAUCCUUAUGUCAAGUUUAAAAAAUCGGAGGUGGGGUCAAAUCUUCUUCGAUUUAGGCUACGUCUUGAGUCAUGGCAAAGCCCAUGACAUUUUCCUGAGUGGGAAUAUAAUACCCAUGGCGUGCGACAUUCUUUCAUCUUUCCAAGGAAGGCCAGUGAUGAAACGAGAAAAGGAGAGUCAUGUCGAGUAUGAAAGCUCCGACUAUACCGCAUUUUUCCACGCCAUUCUGGUGAUUUAUCAAUAUGCGGAAUACAUUGCUCAAUGUAUCACGCAUCUUGAUCCCGAAGCUAAACGGUGUAUCUCGCACAAUUCUAUUUCUAAUAUCGUGGAGUACUUAUUGCGCUUGGAAAGUAUGACCCAAGAUGGUGCAUUGACGGACUAUAAUGAAGUUGAUUACGGACAGAAGGAAGAGGCAGGAGAAGAAAGGAAAGUAAGUUUCCUCCAUCCUAUUCAUUCGUUCUUAUCGUGGUUGAUUGAAUUUGCGAAGUUGGAUUCUGUUGAAGACCUACUAGGCAUAUUCAGUUCAGCACUUGAAUCGGCAUCAUAUGGUGCUGAUUUGAAACAAUGUAUCAUUACAAUUUUCCAGUAUCCUAUAAGAACGAUUGUCUUAUCAUCGCAAAUCAAGUCUGGAUUUUGGGUCAGAAACGGUUUCAGUGUGAGAAGUCAAUUGCAACUUUAUAAGCACACCGGUUUACGUGAACAAGGUUACAUGAGAGAUAUGUAUUUGAUUCAAGUGUUUUUAGCAUGUUCAGAACCGGAUGUUAUCAGUGAAAUCUUUUUGAAAGAAUGGCUUAUGCUCGAUGGAUGGACAAACAGCAAGGAUUCAUUUGAUGUGCCUUACGACCCUAAUAUUUUGCCCUAUAUUGUGGAGGAAUGUCUUAACUUCUUCAUGUAUUUGCUAACUGAUGACCUUUACUUGAAAGGGUUGUCUAGUGAAGAAACCUCAUACCUUAAACUAAAGGACGAGAUCAUACACAAUUUGUGCUUUGGUCCAAUGAGCUUUUCUAGAUUGUGUUCGCAAAUUCCAGAGCACAUUUGCUCUGAAAAAAGAUUCGAGAUGAUUUUGGAAGAAGUGACCGUAUUCAAAAAACAGAGAACGUCGAAGGAUACAGGGUCUUAUGCUUUAAAGGAACAAUAUCUCGACCAAGUGAACCCUUAUUACUAUAAUUAUUCAGCAAACAAGAAAGACGAUGCCAUCAAGUUUGUCAAGGAGAGAAUUCAUAAAGCUACAAACAAAAGCUUUGAAGAGAUUACCGUGAGCCCUAAAUGUGUGAAUGGCGAGGAACUUGGUAUUUUUAAAUUUAUUGGCGAUUUUACUACAUCGCCUCUAUUCAUUGACUUCCUCAUGAAAACUUUAAGUUAUAUCUUCAAAGAAGGAGUUCAUAAGAUGGAAGGCCUUUUGGAAACUACCCUUCACUUGAUUCACAUCUGCUCCAUGGAAUGUACUCUCAACGUUGAGAAGAGGGGAUCGUUUUUUGAAAAAAUCUGUCAAACCUCGGCUGUCUUUGAAACCUCUUUAGCUGCUCAGCUCUAUCGAAUCUUGUGUGAGGAGGAUUUCAAGGAUCAUCAUGCCAAGGUUAGGGAGAUAUUCAAAGCAUUGGACAGGAAACAUUAUAACGUCAUUGGGACGUUAGAACAACAUUGCAGCGACUUCAAUGCGAAAAAACUUAAGCUAGUUGUUGAGGAAACUACUUGUGAAAGCGAAAGUCAAAGAAGGAAACGCAUCGGUAAAGAGAGGCAAGCCAAGCUAAUGGCAAAGUUCAAAAAGCAACAGUCGCUGUUCAUAAAGAAGAAUAAUUUUAGCACAGACUGCAGCGACACAGAGAUGGAAGAUUUGGAGGAGGAAGGAUGGAAGUUCCCAGAAGCGCAUUGCAUCUUAUGCCAGGAUACGGCGCAAGAUGCUGGGCCGUUCGGAAUCAUUUCAUACAUAUCCAAAUCCUCCGAGUUCAGAGAAGUGCCAUUCGACGAUAAGUAUUGGUUUCUUAAAUCUUUUUCAGACAGGUCAAACCUUAAUGAGAGCGAUGAAGAUGCCACAAUCCCUGAGCAUUUUUCUGACAAUUGGAAAAACUACAUGAAAAAGAUUGAUGAUGAUUUUGUUAUAGGUCCAGGUUUCUCAAAUCAGAGACACGUCAACAGCAAGUUAGUUUCGCUGACAUGCGGCCAUGGAAUGCAUUUCAAUUGCUACAUGCAAUUUCUAUCCAGCAAUAAGGCACGGCUGAGUCAGAUCACCAGAAAUACUCCCGAUAGCGCUGAACAUCGCGAAUUUUUGUGCCCCCUUUGCAAAGCCAUCAACAAUAUGUUUAUCCCAAUAUUGUGGACGUCCAACAAUAGGUCUUUGAAACAGUUCCUCCAACCGAUGCCAGAAGCCAACCUGUUUGAUCAUUUUGAUGAACUGGUUAUCCACAAAGAAGUAUGGUUCAAUGAUUUCUGCAGGGCCACGUCGCUGGAUCUCGAGCGCUUCUCUAUAUUGGCACCUACGGCGAAAGACAUGAUUGGUAACAAUUCGGAUACGCUGAUUUCACCCAAUCAGCAACAGUUUCGAAUGCUUCUCUCGAACAUGUUUCAAAUAUUGUCCUUGCUUACAUUCCCUCAAAUUUUCAAAGCCGACUCGCCAAAUGUUUUGGUCAAUAGUUUAAAGUCCACUGAAAUCGCCUUAAGAGGAGUCAGUUCGUCUUCAAAAUUGCUUGUGCAUCAGAUUUCAAACAAUUCAUUGAUAAACUUGCGUGCUUUGAACGAAUUUCGAAUCACAAGUUUACUCAUGAAAAUAUCCAAUUGGAUUCAGCUACCCUCAAGCAAACCCGAUGCUCAUGUGAAGAUCUUGGCCAACAUUUUGACCCUUUCUGCAAACAACUUUAAUUCCUCAAUUAUAUAUUCAGAUUUCUUCGAGUUGUUAGUGAACGUGUUCCCAUUGCCCUCUACUGGUUUCUCCUUCAACUCUAUUCUCCGCACAUGCUACUGUGGUCAUUUGAUUCAGUCUUUGCACUUAAUUGCGUCACAGAUCCUUUCGCAUGAUUUUUAUGCCAACGAUGGGUACAAUAUUCUUGAUGUACCAUAUUCAGAAAUGAUCACUUCUGAGGAUGCCAACAGAGCAGCAUCAUUAUUCAAGCAAUUGAGGGUUUUCCCGUCGGAUUCGAAUCUGCAUGAGCACAUCGUCAACCAUCCUAAGUUUGGAUAUGUUAUUUACUCGAUGUUGCUCAAGUCACUUACGCCAUUUCUUCGACAGGCGGCAAUUUAUGCCUACGUUUGUUGCAGCAACACAGAGAAUGUUAAUUUUGAUGAUAUUGAGGAGCUGGUAUUUGAAGCAGACAAACUUUGCAGGUUUUUGAACAUUUCCAGCUUCAGUGAAACACUUUCAAAAAUGGCCGCGAACGACGAAGAUGGAGAACUUUCAUUUGAAGCGAAAAGGUUCCGGUCAUUUGUUUCGUAUUUGAAGAGAUCAAAUGGAAAGGGAACUUCCGAUGACCUUGCAAUCAGGAAAACUCUUGAUUACCCUGGGGUGGUGCGCUUAGUUAAUCUUCCAGAAAGAUUGGACUAUUUCUUCACCAGAUACUACUACCUGGACAAAUACGAUAAACCACAUUUAUCGAUCGAAAAUCCAGCAGUAUGCUUGUUUUGCAGUGAAGUGGUGGACGUUCAAAAAAACGCUAUUGGGUCCAAGUACGGCCAAUGCAGCACGCAUUUUUUGAAAGAGUGCUCUAACAGUGUCGGAAUAUUCCUUUUGCCCAAAGAAAGAGCCAUGUUGUUGCUUCAUAAGAACGGAGGUUCAUUCCAUGAUGCACCAUAUCUCAACCAACAUGGGGAGGUUGGUGGAGAGAACAAGAAAGGUAAGACGGUUUAUUUGCUGAAAGAACGGUAUGAAGAUUUUACAAAGAACGUUUGGUUACAACAUAAUAUUCCUAAUUACAUUGUCCGAAAACUUGACAGUGUCAUCGACGCUGGAGGCUGGGAGACUUUGUGA